GGGUCAGCGAGCAUCCUGAAUUGGCUAAACAAUGGUUGUUGUUUGAGGUGAUGUUCCCAGAUUUGGUAACAUUACUGGUUUUUAAACAGUGUUUGUAUAAGCAAUACAUAUGUUUUCUUUAGAUGGGUUUUUGUCUUUGAGCUCGUCAUUGUUGAAGUCGUUAUUAAUUGUAGGAAUAUUUCUCUAAUUGCACUGUUAUGUAGCUAACAGCUAUAAGCUAGCUAGCUAAUCACUGAAGCUAACGUUAGCUAAAACAACAUUAAAGAAUGAGACGCCAGACUGACAAGUUACAUUUUGUGAGUGUGCAGACAGUUACAGUGGUUCAAAUAUAGUUUCCCAUUUCCUAUUGUAAGUAUAAAUGUAAACUGAUUUUGGGCAAAUACGUUAGCAUUCAUAACAGAUCCUGCAAAGACCAAAUACGCGUUUAGCUGAACGAGCGUUAGCUACCAGUGUGUUAUGAAAAGCGAGUACUGAAUGUUCACGGACCUGUCUCCGAGGAAGUAAAAUAAUCUCCAGGUAAUAAAUUCUGAUGGUAAUGGAGAAUGACUCACAACCUGACAGCAAAUAAGAGCCUCAUACCCUGUCAGCUGUGGGUGGCCCAGAAUGACUGGUCCACAACUUCAACUCAAGGACCCCCAGCCAGCUCUCAGCAUCUCUGCCUGGGCUCGUCUUCUGACCAGAGUCCCUCCUUCAACCACCUGCAGGCAUCCAGUCAGAGCUGUAUGAGCAACCUCAGCACCGUAUCGUCCAGAAGCAACACUCAACACUCUUCUCUGUACACAGCCUCUCACAUUAGCAGCAGUGUAUCAUCCACUGCAUUGUUUACCAACACUGUUAUCCCGAGUGCCUCUCACACUAUUUCCUUUGCUCAGCAAAGCCCCCACAUGUCAUCAGUGCUUCUAACUGCAAACCAAGGAAAAACUAUACCCUCCCCAUCUCUUCCUCAACAAAACAAAGGACCACAGCUUUGUAACCCCCAACAAUUUCCACUUCUCUUGCCCAAUAGCCCCUAUAAAGCAUUAUUUCAACCUCCAUUCACUAAUCAGGGUUUAUCAAACGGACGUCAGGAUCUGCCCACCAGCCUGCCAUCAUGUGGUCAUCGUGCAAGUACCUCUCAAGCUACUUUUGAAGGAGCAAAUAUGGCAUCUGCUGGUUUUUCUGGAUACACUCACAGCUAUGCCUCAGCCAUAUCUCAGGAGCAGCCUCAAUGGAUCCCUUUAUCACACUGCAGGGGAGCUGCAGACAAGUCUGCCACUGAUGCAACUGCUCAUGCUAACAGUGAGCCAUCACAAGAAGAGAACAUUACCUCACCGGCCAGCAUUGAGAGACGCCGUUCAGUACUUUUAUAUCAGCGUGCACAACUACUUAAACAAUUGGCAGAGAUGGAUAAUCUUCUGGAAUCAGUAUUUCCAGAUGAAAACAGCGAUGGGCCAGCUCCACACACAUGCUCCAGUUUGAUUUGCAGUACAAGCAGUGAAGUACAACACUUUAUGCAAAAAUAUAAACCACAUAAUUUUUCUUCUCCAUCAAUGGAUGAUUCAUUUCAACGUAAACGAACUAAGACCAGGGAUGCACAGCAAGUUCAGCCAUCUGCAGAAGAGUCAGAGUCACAGUCACAUCUUUCAGUAAAAUAUUGCUCACCUUUAUCCUGUGACGAGCAAGAUGAGACCUGGGAUAUGUCAGAGGAUUCAGUGUCAGAAGGAGAACCACAGAACAUGGAAGGAGCCCCAGUUGAGUUAGAGGAUGAGAGUGAUCCUGAUUACUUCCCUAGCACUGAUGAUGAUAUCUCUGAUUUCCGAUCUGACUCUUUUGGAGACUCUUCAGAUGAAUUCAUUUGCAGCAGUCCCUCGACUUGUGGGAAUAAAAGCCCCCCUGUCACAGGAAAAAAAAGGGCUACAUCAAAAAGUUCUUUGUAUAAGGUCAAAAGUGUUCAUCCUCGCACAACUAAUAAGAAGAAGUCCUCUGAACUUGUUGUGUUGCCAUCUUCAAAUAUAAAAGCACACCGUGUUUAUGACAAGAGGAAUUACUGUAUGUUUUGCUCUCAGUCACAGACCAAAAUGGCACGGCAUUUUGAGAGAGUCCACAGUGACAAAGCAGAGGUUGCAGCUGCAUUGCAGUAUCCCAAAAAAUCCAGAGAAAGACAUAAGAUAUGGAACAAAUUAAUAAAUCAAGGAAACUUUGCACAUAAUAAGGAUGUUUUGAGGACAGGCAAUGGGCAACUUGCUGUCCGAAAGAGACCAAAACAAACUGGAAAAGCCAAAGAUUUUCUUCAUUGUCUUUUCUGUCGAGGUCUUUAUGGGAAGAAAGCUUUGUACAGACAUAUGAGGAAGUGCCCAGAGAAAGUGGAGAAUGGAAAUGAAUCUCGCGUGGGAAGAAAGAGCAGUGCAUUGCAGUGUGUGCUUGACACUUUAGGAGACAUUGGAGUAAGUGAUGGUUUUAAGACCAUUCUGUAUGGAAUGAUAUAUGAUGACGUGACGCAAGCUAUUAUUGAUGACAAGAUUAUCUUGCAGUUUGGAGAGCAAAUGUUUAAUCAGCAUGGAUCUGAUGUGAAGAAGCAUGGUUAUAUACGACAAAACCUUCGUCAGAUAGCAAGACUUGUUCUCGAAGCUCAAAACAGAACCCCUCUCAACAACCUGGAGGAAUUCUUUUACCCCUCAAGCUUCCGACAUGUGGUGUCUGCAGUGAAUGUCCUGGCAGGCUAUGACCCAGAAAGCAACACAUACAGCAUUCCUUCACUGGCCCUCAAGCUUGGCCACCACCUGCAGAAGGCCUGUAGUAUUGUUGAAGCUAACGCAGUGAAGGAUGGUGAUGCAGGUCUGGCAGAGUCUGCACGAGAAUUCCUCUCUGUGUUCCAGAAUAAAUGGAAUAGACUCAUUUCAUCAGGCGCAUCAGCAACUCUCAGAGAAACAAAACUGAACACAGAAAAGAAGGUGCCAUUUGCUCAAGAUGUAAAGUGUUUGAGUUUCCACAUGGAGAAUGUUCAUCUCCUCGCUGAGAAGAAACUCAGAGAGAGCCCUUCUGCAGAAAACUAUGCUGCCCUGGCCAAGGUAGUUCUUGCUCGGACAAUCGUUUUCAACAGGAGGAAACCCAGAGAGAUAUCAUCGAUUCAGCUAAUUAAUUUCAUGUCACGGAAAAAGUCAAAUGUUCUUGAUAACUUGGACGUUUCUGUCUCAGAUUUGGAAAGAUCCAUGUGUGGCUUCUUCACUAGAGUUGAUGUACCAGGGAACUGUGGGAGAAUGGUCCCUGUUUUACUAAAGCCCUCCUUCGUGUCAGCUAUGGAACUUCUUGUAAACAGUCGGGAUACUUGUGGGGUCCCCUGGGACAAUCCCUUUGUCUUUGGACGACCAAGGGCACUAUCUGCUUAUAGGGGGUCAGACUGCAUCCAACAGUAUGUCAAAGAAUGUGGAGCUCGAAACCCUGAAGCAAUGACCUUGAGAAAAAUCCGGAAGCAUUACACAACAAUGCUACAGUUGAUGAACCUGGAUAAAGAUGAGGCCAACCAAAUUUUAGUUCAAACCCUGCAACAGAACAGUGACAUGCAGCUUGACAAUGCUGAAAUGGACCCUGAAGGCUCCAAAAAGAAGGACCGACACAAAUGGGAGGAAGCAGAGGUUCGUGCUGUAGAGAGACACAUGAUGCGUUUCAUCCAAGAACGCAAGGUGCCUCAGAAAAAUGACUGCGUUUAUUGUAUUGAGGCUGAGCCAGGAGCUCUGAGGAACCGUUCAUGGAGAGGUGUGAAGGACUACGUCAGAAACAGGAUCACCACACUGAAAAGACAAAGCGGCUCUUCCCAGGAUUCAUCCACAAAUAGUUACACACCCUGGCAAGUGGAACAAGCACAUGGAGCAAAAACAGACACAGACAUGUCUGCAUCCCCAAGCUCUGUCAAAUCUGGGAAAAAAGUCUCCCAAAACAAGGACCGACACAAAUGGGAGGAAGCAGAGGUUCAUGCUGUAGAAAGACACAUGAUGUGUUUCAUCCAAGAACACAAGGUGCCUCAGAAAAAUGACUGCGUUUAUUGUAUUGAGGCUGAGCCAGGAGCUCUGAGGAACCGUUCAUGGAGAGGUGUGAAGGACUACGUCAGAAACAGGAUCACCACACUGAAAAGACAAAGUAGCUCUUCCCAGGAUUCAUCCACAAAAAGUUACAUGGUCAUGCAAGCAGAACCACAGCCGAGUACUGGAUAUUUUCAGCAGCUGUCAUGAUACUGCUGUCAUGACAGCAAACCUGUUUUGUGCAACUUUUCUCUUCCAUUUACUUCACCCACUCUUGCUCUCUCAUUUUUGAUUUCACUGUUCUUUAUCAGUAUCCAUCUUUUUAGCAACACUAUUUCCCACAGUUCAGAUGGCCAAGAAGAAAUUGAUCAUUUUUAUUUUUGUGAUUUAUUGUUUGUAGUUUUUCUGUUAUCAUUUGUACUUAGUGCGAUUGCAGUGCCCAGCGCCUCUCACUGUGGGUUUGUUUCAUUAACGUCAUUGUACCAAGACUGUUGAUAAAUACUGACACCAGAUGUGUACAGAUUUAGUUGGUUUUCAAGUUGUUUGUUUACCUUCUGUGAUCAGGUUAUUUAGUUUACGGUAUUUAAUCAUUCUGUUUAGAAUCUUGGUAUUUUGUAUAACAGUUUACCAGUAACAAAGUGCCAAGGUUAAUAUUCUGGCAGUUUGUUAAAAAAAAAAAAAAA
Monopterus albus (swamp eel) is the source of this 4678-nucleotide messenger RNA. RefSeq lists its product as uncharacterized. Bases 543 to 4205 code for a protein of 1220 amino acids. The record is from RefSeq and is a predicted model, not a curated record. NCBI's taxonomy places the organism in Eukaryota, Metazoa, Chordata, Actinopteri, Synbranchiformes, Synbranchidae. The transcript has 9 exons.